GACAGCACAUGGGGGGAGGUGACAGCAGCCCGGUGUCCCUUGUCCCCCCCAGCUCCCCAAUUUCUUCCUGAAGAUCCCGGACUACGCCCUGUACGCCCCCGACGUGGAGUUCCAGUGCCAGCACCUGCACCUGCACACGCGGGGCCGUGCCAUGUACGCCGUGGCCGUGGCGCUGUGCCGGGCCCUGGCCUGGGGUUACUUUGCCAGCCUGAGGCUGGAGGUGCUGGCGCUGACGCGGCACCCCGAGGACUGGAGCGUGCGGGCGCGGUGGCGCCUGACGGGGCUGCCCCUGCACCUGCUGCUGCUGCGCUGGUACCGGCGGGACAAACGCACCCUGCUCAGGUCCUACGACGCCCUCUCCACCUUCUUCCUCAACUCGCAGGGGCUCAUCCGCUGCCACCGCGUGGACAAGCUGAUGCCAGCCCCCACGGCCGUCCCCGAGCCCAAGAAGCUGCUGGUGGCCGCGGCGCUGGCGGUGGCGCUGGCCCGGCCCUGAAGCCACCGAGGAGGGGACACCUGAGCGCCCCUCCCCCCUCGGGCUGUCCCCUUUGUCACCUGUCCCCUCCCCCCUUAAAUUAAUGUACAGAAUAAAGGAGCCAGCGGUGACACGGGGACAGCGGCGUCCCCCGCGCGGGGCUCUGCCCCGGGGCUGUA
Messenger RNA from Pyrgilauda ruficollis (rufous-necked snowfinch), 654 nucleotides. RefSeq names its product chromosome unknown C6orf136 homolog (gene CUNH6orf136). NCBI's taxonomy places the organism in Eukaryota, Metazoa, Chordata, Aves, Passeriformes, Passeridae. The record is from RefSeq and is a predicted model, not a curated record. The transcript is spliced from 4 exons. Bases 152 to 496 code for a protein of 114 amino acids.